Molecule: messenger RNA, 3783 nt
Organism: Humulus lupulus (European hop)
Lineage: Eukaryota; Viridiplantae; Streptophyta; Magnoliopsida; Rosales; Cannabaceae
Product: putative disease resistance protein At3g14460
Exons: 3
Coding region: 990-3380 (796 amino acids)
Biological process (GO): defense response to other organism
Molecular function (GO): ADP binding; protein binding
Source: RefSeq, a predicted model, not a curated record
UCUGUAUUCUCUAGUUUUCCACUAUAGUGACGAGAAUGAUUAAUAAUCUUGAUGAUCUUCCAACCUCAGCCUCUAGCUCUAUGUCUUUUGACAAGAAAUAUGAUGUUUUCAUUAGUUUUAGAGGAGAAGACACUCGCUGUAAUUUCACUAGUCAUCUCAAUAAUGCACUCAAGAAGAGUGGAAUUGAUACCUACGUUGAUGAUAGACUUGAUAGAGGAAAGGAGAUCUCCAAGGCUCUUAUGAAUGCCAUCGAUCAAUCAAAGUUCUGUGUGAUUGUCUUCUCUCGCAACUAUGCAACUUCGAGUUGGUGUUUGGAUGAGUUGGUGCAUAUUUGCAAAUGCAUAGAAAAGAAGACUCUCAUUGCUCUACCUGUUUUUUACUAUGUCGAUCCAUCUGAUGUGCGAAGACAAAAGGGAAGUUAUGAAGCUGCGUUUCAGAAAAAUGAAGGAAGUUUUAGUGAAAAUAAGAUAAAAGAAUGGAGGGAUGCUCUAACUACAGUAGCUAAUCAUUCUGGAUGGAGCAACUCCAAGACCAGGAACGAUGCUGAGUUAGUUGAUAAAAUUGUCAAUUUUAUACAAGAGAAAAUGGAUGAGGCCUCUUCGGCAGAGCAAGAGUUAGUUGGAAUGGAGGAAGCCAUUUUAGAUCUCAGCAAGUUGUUAUCCAAUUCCAAUGUAACUAAACUACAUACAAGAGCCAUGGCUGUAGAGUUGUUGGUUGCCCCUGUUGUCUCUCUUUCCAUUGAUGUUUUGAUGAAGAACAUCACCUCUGGUACAACGAGCUUUUUGAGGGGAAAGAUUGAUUCUUGUUUCGAUGGGCUUCUUGACAAUCUAGAGACUACGCUCCUCUCUCUUGCUCAAGUGCUCGUGGACGCGGAGCAGAAGUAGAUAAAAAACACCAGAGUUGAGGAGUGGCUAGGCAAGGUUGAAGAUGCUGUGGAAGAUGCAGAGCAUCUCUUUGAGGAAAUUGAGUAUGAUGCUCUGAACUUCAAGAUGGAAAUGGAGUCAGAACCAAACAAGUCCAAGGUAAGUAAAUUCUUCUCCAUUUUCAAAUCGACUGUUCAGAGAAGAAAGACAGAAAUGGAGAAGAUUCUAGAUCGGUUGGUUACUUUUGAAAAACAAAGGUACAGACUUGAUCUGCGAGGAGAUGUUGAGAAGAUCCAAUCACUUAGACCACCUUCAAUAUCUUCCAUAGAUCAUUCUGAGUUUUUCGGUAGAGAUGCUGAAAAAGAAUCUUUGAAAAGGAUGCUACUGUCAGAUGUUAAGGUGGAUAGUAAGAAUAUAUGCGUGAUUCCAAUUGUGGGCUUGGGUGGGAUCGAUAAAACUACUCUUGCUCAAGCUGUUUAUAAUGAUAAUGAUGUUAACGAGCAUUUUGAACUCAAGGCAUGGGUUUGUGUCUCAGAUGAAUUUGAUGUUAUUAAGGUAACAAAAACUAUCUACGAAGCAGUUUCUAGAAAUGGUUGUACUAAUGGGGACUUGAAUGUGCUACAAGAGAAGAUACAAAAUAUUUUGAACAAAAAGAAGUUCUUAAUAGUUUUGGAUGACAUCUGGAAUGAAGAGUACAACUUUUGGGAUACAAUAAGGGUGCUUUUCAAAGUUGGGGCACAAUGUAGCAAGAUAAUUGUCACAACAAGAAGUGAUUUAGUUGCAUCAAUUGUGGGAACGACUGGAUCUCGCCAUCUUGAUGUGUUAAAAAAAGAAGCUUGUUUUAAGUUAUUUGUGAAGAUUGUAUCUGGCAAUGAAGGAUUCACUACAACAGAUUCAAACUUGGGAAGAAUUGGCAAAGAACUUGUUAAGAAAUGCAAAGGAUUGCCCUUAGCUGUGAAGGCAAUUGCAAGUCUCUUGCGCUUUACAAAUGUUAAGGAAUGGAAAAGAAUAGCGGAGAGUGAUAUUCUGAAGUUAUCAGUUGGGGGGAAAGAUAUUCUUCCGACUUUGAGAUUAAGUUACCAUUAUUUGCCAUCACACUUAAAACGAUGCUUUGUUUAUUGUUCUAUGUUUCCUAAAGACUACAGAUUCAGAAAGGAGGAGUUGGUCCCAUUAUGGAUGGUAGACAAUUUAUUGGAGUAUUCAAGUGGAAAUAGGGCUAUGAAAGAAGUGGGAUUUGAGUACUUUGAUGAUUUAGUGUCUCGAUCAUUUUUCCAACCUGCAAGUGAAUACGAAAGUCGCGAUUCUUUUGUAAUGCAUGAUCUUAUGGUUGAUUUGGCUAAUUUUGUAUCUAAAAAUAAAUUUGUUUGCGUGGAGGAAGACAAGACGUAUGACAUUGGAAUGAUGAGGCAAGUACGGCACGUUUCAUCUAAUCAAGUCGACAGCAAUGUGUGCAAAUUAAUUUCUGAAGCAACUUGGUUGCGUACAUUUUUGCUAGUUACUAAAUAUUACUUCCAUUCGAAUACAUUUCUGCCAGUUCUAGUGAGGCAUUUGAGAUUUAUAUCUUUGGCAGGUUAUACGCAUUUGAGAGAAUUGCCCGAGUCUGUAGGUGAAUUAAGACAUCUUCGCCACUUGAAUCUUUCCUGGACUUCAAUCCAAGAGUUGCAUGGAUCUAUCUGUUUACUGUACAAUUUACAGACACUAAACUUAACUGGAUGUAAGCAUCUCUCCAAGUUGCCUGAAAAUUUCCAUCGUCUCAUUAAUUUGAGAUAUCUCGACAUGAGCUUCUGUAAGUUUUGUACCUUGCCACCACUUGGACAAUUACCCGCUCUCUCAACUCUUUCGAUUGAAUCAUGUGGUGAAGUAGAAUUGCUGGGUGUUGAUUUUUAUGGGACCAGUUCUUCCAAAUCAUUUCCAUUGUUGGAAUCCUUGACAUUCAAAAACUUGUCGAAUUGGAAGGAAUGGUCACCGCCGAAAGCAAACAUGGAAACAUUUCCAAAGCUAACAUCACUUACCAUACACCGGUGUGAGAAACUGAUAGGAGAUUUGCCUCACCUCCUGCCAUCUUUAACAAAGCUUGAUAUUUAUGAUUGUCCGGAGCUUGCUUCUUCACUCUCAGUGAUGCCAGCUGCCACUAGUGUAUAUGUCAGGCAAUGUGCAAAGAUUGCAGGAUUCAAUUUAUGCAGUAGUCUUCAAAAUUUUGAUGAUUUGGAAGACCUAUAUCUCAUGAAUUGCAACAAUGUGGACUUUUUACCGCCCUCUAGUUAUGAAUCCCUUCAGAAACUUUAUGUUCACAAUAUUUCUAGCUCCUUCAAACUGCUUCCUCUAGAUUCCUUUCCCAACACUAAGAAUGUCACAGUUUGGAAGUGUGAAAAUCUAGAAGCUUUCUCACUAUUAAAUAUCCUUAACUCUUAUCUACUCUCUCCAUCUUACAAUGUCCGAAAUUCACAUUAUUACCUGAGAGUAAUCUUCAUUGUCCAAUUCUUACUCGACUCCUCUUCUAUUUCUGCAACAAAUUAAAAUUUUUGCCUGAAAAACUGCCUUGUCUCCUCCCUUCUUUACGACAGCUAUCGAUUUAUGGUUGUCCAGAGUUGAAAUCAUUUCCUAGAUGUGGGUUGCCUUUCAGUUUGCGUGAGCUCACCAUUCAAAACUGUAACAAGUUGAUUGCUUCACGAAAGAAUUGGAAUUUACAAGCACUUCCUAAUCUGACAAGCUUUUGUAUUGGAGAUUAUAAUCGUAAAGAUAUGGAGUCCUUUCUGGAGCAAGGUUUCCUUCCGACUAGCCUUACCUCGCUUAAAAUCACUCAUGUUGCUUUUCUUAAAACCUUAGACGAGAAAGGGUUUCAAGAACUCAAAUCCUUGAAAGACCUAAUCAUCCAUGAGUGCCCUUUGCUGGAACAAAAGUAUGAGUGGCAGACAGAUGG